Fusarium venenatum is the source of this 1395-nucleotide messenger RNA. Lineage: Eukaryota; Fungi; Ascomycota; Sordariomycetes; Hypocreales; Nectriaceae. The record is from RefSeq and is a predicted model, not a curated record.
AUGCUUCCACACCACCUAGAGUUUCCAAAGAAGCACGAGAUUGUAAUUCUCUUCCUCGCUCUCAUUUUGCUCAAUCUCCUUGGGGCAAUCCUUUAUAAUGUUUUUUUCCACCCACUAGCUAAGAUACCUGGACCCUUGGCGUGCAAGAUUACCCGAAUCUGGCUCUAUCUGGCGGAGCGAGGUGGCGAUGGAGCAAAUACUGUGUCAGUUUUGCAUAAACGAUAUGACCCUACCUUUUAUGAUGCCUUCAAAUCCGACCAUGGCAUGUUAUUUUCCUUUUCCGGGGUAGAUGAACACUCAAAACGAAAAAGGCUCAUGUCUCCUUCUUUUUCACGAGCCUCUGAGGAGGAACACGACGCCAUUUUACAUGAAACUAUCAAGCCAGUCGUUGAGGAGCUUACUACGAGUAUUAGGAAGGGUGAGACCAUCGCUUUAUUUCCUGUCAUACGCAGGUUUGCCCUUAAGUCUAUUGUUGCCUUUUGUUAUGGACAAAAUCCUGUUUCACCUGAUUACAUGGAAAGUGUGAUCCCAAAGCUAUUCAAAGUACUCGAUGAGAGUCCUAAGGCUCUGCUAACGCUCCAGCAUUUCCCUCUCAUUAAAAAGACUUUGAACCAUCUUUCCGCUACAUUCCCUACACUAUUUCCAUCAGAUAUCAGGAUCCUGCCUACGGUUGGAAUGGAGCUUUUGCAAUCGUCUCGAAAGUCAAGCGUUCAGUCGGGUCUUUUCAAGCAAAUGCAGUCCUUACUGAAGGCGAAGGAUCAGUCACUGACUGAUGGCGAACUCAUUGCGGAAAGCGGCACAAUGUUCUUUGCAGGCACAGACACAACUGCAAUCACAGUCUCUUUCGCUCUCUGGUACCUGAUGCACCAACCCGAUAAUUAUGUGCGUCUUCAGGACGAGCUGAAGACGGUCAUGCCAGAUGUUAACUCAAAGGCGAGCUUGAGGGAGCUUGAAAGUCUACCGUUCCUUGAAGCCUGUAUUAAAGAGAGCCUUCGUUUAGCAUGUCCACCACGAGGACGGCUUCCCCGUAUCGUGCCAGCAGAAGGUUGGGAGGUCAAAGGCACAAAGCUUCCCGCUGGUACUGUUGUAUCUUCCUGCAUCUCUUACAUAGCUCAUGAUGAGGAGAUUUUCCCAGAGCCAAAAAAGUACCGACCAGAAAGAUGGCUUCAGGAAAACAGUAAAGAGCUUGAAGGAUAUUUUUAUCCUUUCUCCAGAGGUACACGAUCAUGCAUCGGGCAAAGUUUGUCCCUAGCUGAACAGCGAGUUGCAAUUGCACAGGUUGUUCGUAGAUUUUCUCCUAGUAAGGACAUGCAAUUUCGCGACAUUAUUGGGAGCGAGUAUGUCACAUUUGUCAUGCAAGAUGAGCUUCCAGUGCAGCUGGAGGAAGCUAGAUAA